AUGACUCGACAAGUCACCAGACUGAUUAGCAACGUAACGUCAAAGCUCUUGUACUCUAGGCAGCUCCAGCAGUACCGCAACCUCGGAUCGGCACCGUCUCCUCCAGCGGUGUUUGUGGACAAGAACACCCGUGUCAUUUGCCAAGGCAUCACCGGAAAGAAUGGCACUUUCCACACAGAACAGGCCAUUGAAUAUGGCACAAAUAUGGUUGGAGGAGUUACCCCAAAAAAGGGUGGAACAGAGCACUUGGGACUUCCUGUUUUCAACUCUGUAGCAGAAGCAAAAGCUGAAACAAAAGCUAAUGCAUCAGUGAUUUAUGUUCCUCCACCUUUUGCGGCUAGAGCCAUUUUGGAGGGAGUGGAGGCUGAACUAGAUUUGGUUGUCUGCAUCACGGAGGGCAUCCCUCAACAUGACAUGGUUCGUGUCAAGGCUGCUCUUAACCAGCAGUCAAAAACUCGACUCAUUGGACCAAAUUGUCCUGGCAUUAUCAAGCCUGGAGAAUGCAAAAUUGGAAUUAUGCCUGGCUACAUUCACAAACCAGGACGUAUUGGAAUUGUUUCACGAUCUGGAACAUUGACUUAUGAAGCGGUUUUCCAAACCACUGCUGUUGGUCUUGGGCAGUCUACAUGUGUAGGAAUUGGUGGGGAUCCUUUUAAUGGAACAAAUUUUGUCGACUGCGUAGAAAAAUUUCUUGUGGAUCCACAGACAGAAGGCAUCGUUCUAAUUGGCGAGAUAGGUGGUACAGCUGAAGAGGAUGCUGCAGCCCUUAUAAAGGAAAGUGGAACCGCAAAACCUAUUGUUGCUUUUAUAGCUGGACUUACUGCUCCACCUGGUCGGCGAAUGGGUCAUGCAGGAGCUAUCGUAUCAGGAGGUAAAGGCACAGCGCAAGACAAAAUUAAGACCCUUAGAGAAGCUGGGGUUACUGUAGUCGAGUCACCUGCAAAGAUUGGCUCUGCAAUGCUUGAAGUCUUCACGCAGAGGGGUCUUGUUUGA
This is a messenger RNA of Fraxinus pennsylvanica, 993 nucleotides long. NCBI's taxonomy places the organism in Eukaryota, Viridiplantae, Streptophyta, Magnoliopsida, Lamiales, Oleaceae. The record is from the annotation of a GenBank genome assembly.